CAUACAGUCCAUUUUCGUAAAGAGCAAAGCCGAAGCACGAGAUCAAGUCUCUCUCUCUCUCUCACAACCGUGAAAUGAGGGAAUUACUGUUCGUAGCCGUCCUCCUCCUCCUCUUCUCCGCCGUGUUCCUCCCUCAGACGGCGGCGGAGAUCAAGUCUCUGACCAUCUCUGACGACUCUCGGCCCGUUAUCCUCUUCGAGAUGUUCGGAUUCACUCAUACUGGUCAUGUUAACGUCUCUGUCUCGUCGGUUUCCGUCGUGUCUCGGUCGGAUGGUCCGAUUCCCGACCCGUCAAGGUUAGGGUUCUUCCUCCUGUCGGAGGAAUCUCUCCGCCAGGUGCUCCUCGAGAUCCAGCGAAACCCUACGUUAUGUAUCCUCGAUUCCCACUACGUCAUCCAUCUCUUCACGUUCCGUGAUCUCUCCCCGCCGCCGCGAUCCCGGUUCGACCUCUCGUAUUCGCUCACAUCUCCGAGCGGGCACUCUCUGUUCUUCGCGAAUUGCGCGCCGGAGACUAGGGUUUCCAUGGAGGUUCGAACGGCGAUGUACAAUCUGGAUGCGAAAGGUUCAAAGGACUACUUGCCGUCCGGGUUGACCCGAUUACCCGGGUUGUAUUUCUUCUUCUUUCUCUGUUAUUGGGCUUUUCUCUGCAUCUGGGUCUAUAUCUGUUCGAUCGAUAGGCGACUCGUCCAUCGGAUCCACCUUCUAAUGGCUGCUCUGCUACUGAUGAAGACUUUGAAUUUGAUUUCCGAGGCUGCGGAGAAGUACUACGUCAAAUUCACGGGUACCCCCCACGGUUGGGACGUGCUGUUCUACAUUUUCCAGUUCAUCCGUACGGUUUUGCUCUUCACUGUGAUUGUGUCGAUUGGCAAUGAUCGGUCGUCCUUACAGAACAGGGAGAAGAAGGUGGUGUUGAUGAUUGUGAUUCCACUUCAGGUUCUAGCCAACAUUGCCUCGAUUGUUGUGGGGAAGACAGGUCCUUACAUCAGAGACUGGGUGAUCUGGAACCAAGUGUUCUUGCUCGCGGACGUGACCUGCUGCUGCGUGAUUAUAUUCCACAUUGUCCGGACGAUUCGAGUCCUGAAGAAAACCUCGAAAACGGUUAGAAACUCGGCUAAGUUAACUAUAAUUAGGCGGUUCUACCUUGCGGUGAUAGGGUACCUGUUUUUGACGAGAAUCUUAGUGUUUGCACUAGGGAUUAUCAUGGCAUAUAAGUACAGAUGGGUGAGAAAUGCAGUGGAGGAGGUUGCCGGUCUAGGGUUUUAUACGUUGAUGUUCUAUGUGUUUAGACCGGUGGAGAAGAACGAGUACUCUGUUCUUGACGAGGAAGACGAAGAAUACGAGGUUAGGGCUCUGAAACUGGCCAGGUGACUCUGUUUCUGGGUUUAUCCCUCGCACAAGUAAUUCACCUUUCGCAAAUCUUACAUAUAUAUAUAUGUAUAUAUGUUAGUGUAUAUUUUUGGGUUUACCCCUUGUAUACAUGUGUACACAAGUGCUUUCUUGAAUGUAUUAUAUAUUCCAUUGCAUUAUUUACCUCUUAUCACGUCUGUUGUGUUGUAUACAAUUAUAUUUUGUAAUAAAAUUUACCUCUUGGGUAUUAGAAA
Tarenaya hassleriana is the source of this 1600-nucleotide messenger RNA. Its product is annotated as protein GPR107. The transcript has a single exon. Bases 75 to 1367 code for a protein of 430 amino acids. Gene Ontology annotation, biological process: transport. NCBI's taxonomy places the organism in Eukaryota, Viridiplantae, Streptophyta, Magnoliopsida, Brassicales, Cleomaceae. Gene Ontology annotation, cellular component: membrane; Golgi apparatus. The record is from RefSeq and is a predicted model, not a curated record.